AUGGUGCCUAAAUUGGCUGCCAUGCAACAGAUGGCGGUGUCUCGCCGCUGGUGGGAAGAACUGCAGGACCAAUCCGAGUGCCAGGUGCUGAUUGUGACUGCAGGUUUUUCCCAACAUGGAAAGUUUAACCCUGCAAAGUUUGUCCAGCAUACGUUCCUCUUGGAGAGUAAAAAUGGUGGAUAUAUUACCCUGCCCAAUGCCUUUCCUUACUCCUCAGACCAGACCCUCCUGAACAUCAACCCGGACUCAGCUCUGAUCACUGAGGCACCAGAUGCCCCUAAAUCUGAACCUGGACCCAGCUGUGUGUCUUUGAAGAGUGAUCGAUCAAAGUUUUACAUCGAUAACUUUAAAGGAACAAAACCCGCUCCUGCUGAGAAAGACGAUCAGGAGAGUCUUCAGCAUAACCAGCAGCAGCAAACUGAUCUGCACUCAGUAUUUAAGAUGCUAGAGCACAACAUUAUCACGUUUGUGAAGAACGAGCUAAAGAAGAUGCAGAAUGAUCUGAAUCCAGAUUAUUCAGAGUGUCAGAGGGAUGAAGAGGAGGUGUUGGACAGUGAGGAAGAGAAGCAGAGAAGGAGCAGCAGAGAGGCAUUUCUGAAACUUGCAGUUAACUUCCUGAGAAUAAUGAAACAGGAGGACCUGGCUGAUUGUCUGCAGAGCAAAAAUCCUGAUCCACUUUGUGAGAAUAUGUUUAAAUGUAACCUAAAGAAGAAGUUCCAGAGUGUCUUUGAGGGGAUUGCUAAACCAGGAACCCCGAUCACUCUAAAUGAGAUCUACAUAGAGCUCUGCAUCACAGAGGGAGGGAUCGGAGAGGUCAACACUGAACAUGAGGUCAGACAGAUUGAAAUGUUUUCCUGGAAACCAAACAGACCAGAAACACCAAUCAGGUAUGAAGACAUCUUUAAAGUCUCAACUGAAAGAGACAAACCAAUCAGAACAGUUCUGACCAAAGGAGUGGCUGGCAUCGGGAAAACAUUCCUGACACAAAAGUUCACCUUGGACUGGGCUGAAGACAAGACCAACCAGGACGUCCAGUUCCUUUUUCCUUUCCCAUUCAGAGAGCUGAAUUUACUGAAGGAUAAAAAGUUCAGCUUAGUGGGACUUAUUCAUCAUUUCUUUACUGAGAUCAAAGAAGCAGGAAUCUGUAAAUUUGAAAAGUUCAAAGUUGUGUUUAUCUUUGAUGGUCUGGAUGAGUGUCGACUUCCUCUGGACUUCAACAUCACUGAGAUCCUCACUGAUGUUACAGAGUCCACAUCAGUGGAUGUUCUGCUGACAAACCUCAUCAGGGGAAAGUUGCUUACUUCCGCUCACAUCUGGAUAACCACACGACCUGCAGCAACCAAUCAGAUCCCUGCUAAGUAUAUAGACAUGAUUACAGAGGUCAGGGGGUUCACUGACUCAAAGAAGGAAGAGUACUUCAGGAAGAGACUCAGAGACAAGGAAGAGGCCAACACCAUAAUCUCUCACAUCAAGACAUCACGAAGCCUCCACAUCAUGUGUCACAUCCCAAUCUUCUGCUGGAUCACUGCUACAGUUUUAGAGAGUGUGUUAAAAACCAAACAGGAUGGAGGAAAGCUGCCCAAGACACUGACUGAGAUGUACAUUCACUUCCUCGUGGUUCAGACCAAACUGAAGAACAUCAGGUAUGAUGGAGGAGCUGAGACAGAUCCUCUUUGGAGUCCAGCGAGCAGGAAAAUGAUUGAAGCACUGGGAAAGCUGGCGUUUGAGCAGCUGCAGAAAGGAAACCUGAUCUUCUAUGAAUCAGACCUGACAGAGUGUGGCAUUAAUGUCAGAGAGGCCUCAGAGUACUCAGGAGUGUUCACACAGAUCUUUAAAGAGGAGGGAGGAGUGUACCAAAAUAAGGUUUACUGUUUUAUCCAUCUGAGCAUUCAGGAGUUUUUAGCUGCUCUUUAUGUCCAUCUGACAUUCACCAACUCUGGUAUCAACCUGCUGGAAAUGGAACAAAUGGCAUCAGUGCAGACUGGAGAGUCUUUAAUACAAAAUUUCUACCAGAGUGCUGUGGACAAGGCCUUGAAGAGUCCAAAUGGACAUCUGGACUUGUUCCUUCGCUUCUUCCUGGGUCUUUCAAUACCAGCCAAUGGGGACCUCCUACAAGGCCUGCACACACAAACAGGAAUCAGCUCACAGAUAAAUCAGGAAACAGUCAAAUACAUUAAAGAAAAAAUUAAUGGAUUUCUCUCUCCAGAGAAGAGCAUCAAUCUUCUCCACUGUUUGAAUGAAUUGAAUGAUGACUCUAUUGUGAAGGAGAUCCAACAUUACCUGAGUUUAGGACAUCUGUCUAAAGUUAAUCUCUCUCCUGCUCAGUGGUCAGCUCUGGUCUUCAUCCUACUGUCAUCAAAAACAGGCGUGGAUGUGUUUGACUUGAGGAAAUACUCAGCUUCAGAAGAGGCUCUUCUGCAGCUUCUGCCAGUUGUCAAAGCCUGUAAGAAAGCCCAGUUAAGUGGCUGUAACCUCACAGAGAGAAGCUGUGAAGCUCUUUCCUCAAUUCUAAGUUCCCAGUCCUCCAGACUGCGAGAGCUGGACAUGAGUAACAACAACCUCCAGGACUCAGGAGUGAAGCUGCUUUGUGUUGGACUUGGGAGUCCACAGUGUGCGCUGGAAACUCUCAGGCUGUCAGGCUGUCAGAUCACAGGAACAGGCUUCACCUCUCUGGCCACAGCUCUGCUCUCCAAUCCCUCCUAUUUGAAAGAGUUGGACUUGAGCUAUAAUCACCCAGCAGACUCCGGAUUGAAGCUUUUGACUGCUGAAAAAGAGGAUCCACAUGUGAAACUGGACAUACUCUGUGUGGAGCCUCAAGGAGACCAGUGGAUGAGACCAGGUCUAAGAAAAUAUUUCUGUGAUCUGACGCUGGAUCCAACCACAGCACACAGGAACCUCAAACUGUGUGACGACAACAACAAGGAGGUGACACACGUGAAAGAAGACCAGCUGUAUCCUGCUCAUGAUCAUAGGUUUGAUAAGUGGCCUCAGCUGCUGUGUACCAACAGUCUGACUGGUCGCUGUUACUGGGAGGUCGAGUGGAGUGGAGAGGUUCAUGUUGCUGUAGCUUACGGAGGAAUCAGACGGAAAGGAGAAGAGGAUGAAUGCAGGUUUGGAAGGACUUACCAAUCCUGGAGUCUCUACUGCAGUGAUGACAGGGGUUACUAUGUCGGUCACAAUUGCAUAGCAAGAGCCAUCCCUCUGAUCUCCUCAGCUCUCUCUCACAAAGUAGCAGUGUAUGUGGACUGUUCUGCAGGAACUGUGUCCUUUUACAGUGUCUCCUCUGACAAACUGAUCCACCUGCACACCUUCAACACCACCUUGACUGAACCUGUAUAUGCUGGGUUUAGAGUGAAGCCUGACUCUAGUAUCCACCUCUUUUCCCAGCAUGCUCUGGCUGUGGAGGUAGAAGGAAAUACAGAGGCAGAGUCUGUCCUGCUGCCCUGUCAGCACUCAGGUUUUAUACCUGACAACAAUCCCACAGUGACGUGGACCCGCAAUGAUCUUGAUCCCACAACUGUCCACCUGCGACGAGAAGAAGGAGAUGAUCUUAAAGGACAAAACCAGCGUUACAGAUGGCGCACAUCAAUGACGUCUGAUGCUCUGGACACUUUAGACUUCAGCCUCACUCUGAGAAAACCACAACUGAUUGACAGCGGCAAAUAUAGCUGCACCCUCAGUGAUGGGAGAAAAGAACGGAGACUGACAGAUGUACACCUGCAGGUCAAAGCUGACAGAGAGGAGGUGUAUUCAGGGGAGUUUGUCCAGCUGCCCUGCAAGACCACACUUCAUCUGGCUGAAGGCACUAAAGUGGAGUGGCUGGACAGUGGUGAUCAUAGGGUUCAUGUAUUUCAGAAUGGCCUGGACCAACCAGUUGAACAGAGUAAGAAUUACAGAGGACGAACAGAGAUGUAUGCAAACCUGGUGAAAACUGGAGACCUCAGUCUGUUCCUGGACCACCCCACAGAGAAAGACACCAACAUCUACACCUGCACCGUCUACAGCAGGGAGGGAAACAUCCUGCUGAUGAAACAAGUGAAGCUCUAUGUCAGAGAAUACAAAUCCUAUGCCACAACAAUAAUAAUCACAGUGCCAUGCGUCAUUGUUGUGAUCAUCAUAUCUAUUUGUGUGGGUUUUCGCUGGGGUUACAAACGUCGAGAAAAUAAGGCAGUUGUAGUGGAGUUUGGUCCUGCCUCAGGAGGCUACAGUGGGGUGAAGACAGUCACUAAAAAUAUGUGA
Messenger RNA from Pelmatolapia mariae (spotted tilapia), 4239 nucleotides. RefSeq lists its product as uncharacterized. NCBI's taxonomy places the organism in Eukaryota, Metazoa, Chordata, Actinopteri, Cichliformes, Cichlidae. Gene Ontology annotation, molecular function: protein binding. The transcript is spliced from 15 exons. The record is from RefSeq and is a predicted model, not a curated record. The coding region runs from base 1 to 4239 and encodes 1412 amino acids. Gene Ontology annotation, biological process: intracellular signal transduction.